Knipowitschia caucasica is the source of this 339-nucleotide messenger RNA. NCBI's taxonomy places the organism in Eukaryota, Metazoa, Chordata, Actinopteri, Gobiiformes, Gobiidae. The record is from the annotation of a GenBank genome assembly.
AUGAAACGUGUCUUCCAGUCGUCUCAAUCCGCUCUUCCCUCCCGCAGCGGUCGACCACCACCCUGCCCUUCCCUGUGCAUAAGCGGACACACUCACAUUCAUAAGGCCAUCUCAUUAUCUCUGAACCAAAACUGUCACAGCCCUGGCGGGACAAAAGGUCUGGUUGUUUACCGCUACCCUCCUCCCGUUACCCUCGUCUUAAACGUGACAGGAGAGAGCAUCCCGUGGGCCCGGCUCUGCUCGCUCGACUUUGAACACCGCUCCAUGGGUCAGACCUGGACAAGCUGUGCAGAGGUGUGUGUGUGGAGGGGUGGGGGGUGGGCCAGGUGGCUCGUGUGA